Molecule: messenger RNA, 1225 nt
Organism: Paramuricea clavata
Lineage: Eukaryota; Metazoa; Cnidaria; Anthozoa; Malacalcyonacea; Plexauridae
Source: the annotation of a GenBank genome assembly
UUUUUUCCGGUUUUUCAAUCCAAUAUGGCGGAUGCCAAAGCAGUGAGAAAUUUGUUGAAAUAAAGUUUUACGAGAUAAUGCGUCCAAAUUUGUGCUGUUAAAGGGAGUAGGGAUUUUAAACGACAUCAAAUAUUACACAUUUUAUGUAUAAGGGGAAAAGUAAGUGAAAUAUGGGCAAUAAAGUCCUCGCCAAAGGCAUUUUAUUAAGGUGCUAAUAAUGAACAAACCGAAUAUUUACAAAUUGAUACCAAUUUUGGGUUUUAUUCUUCUUUUCAGUGGCUAAAGGCAAAGGAAAGUGAGUAACAAAAGUCUGGCAAUGAAGCUAAUCAACUAACAUGUUCUUAGACUUGUUGCCACCCAAUUUACUGAGUACUGACAUAUAUAAUUCAAAUGCUUGGUUAUCUUUGACUUUGUCCAUUCUAUUCUUACAAUAUCAGAACAGUGGUCACUAGCAAAUAUGUGCAUUAUCCAAGAAUGUUAAUUAGAUGGCCACAUUACCUAUCUACCUAAUUACAGUUUUUGUGUUACUCUUAUAUGCAGUGUCAGACGAUAUAUAUAUAUACUAGAAUCUAGAUAACUAGAAAUGCUUUAAUGUGAUUUAAUUAUGCUAUAUGAAACUAUGUUUCUUACUGUUUUUUCAAGGAGUAUGUUGGUACGUUUAGUCAGUGCUGCUGGUACUGGAUAUUUUUACACAAUGAGAAGAAAUAGGGCAAGACCCGAUAAAUUAGUCCUUAUGAAACAUGACCCAAUUGGUAAGAUUACUAAUAUUAUAUUUCAAUUUCUACAUUUCAAACACAUAUAAGUAUAAAUUUAACGCUUCAUAAAACUUUUCCCUCUUUUUUAUUUAGUGAACAAACACGUGUUAUUUGUGGAGACUAAAGUGAAGAAAGGGGCAUCGUCAAGAUAGCACAAAACAUUAGGAAAUUGAAUUUCCAAAAUUGUAAUGGUUAGCCUAUAACAUUCAAAACAACGUGAAUACUCAAUAUAGAUUUUUGUCAUUUUAAUUAUGAUGUGUAAAAUAAAAUAAAAGUCUUUUCAUACGUACCGUGUUACUUUUUGCAGUAGCCAAAUACCGCUCUCGACCCCCCCCCCCCCAAAAAAAAAAAUCUAAUCUGACAUAGGGAAUCGAUCGUUGUCUUAUUAGGGACUGUUUAUAUGGAAACCGGGCUGGUCCACUUAGCGAGACAGCCCGGUAAGCAGGAUUCAUUUGUCUAAUUGUCUUGUG